GUGCAAAUUAAAAUUUGGUCCAGGGGUUCGCUGCUUCUUUUCAGGAUUACCCUAUUGCAGCAUCAGUAGGACUGUAACAUUAUGUUCCUUCUUGGAAAAUGGGUCGCUGUUUUCCGCAUUCUUGAAAAAUGAGGUGUCUUGGUACGGUGCCGUGAAGCCGUUGACGUAAUGGUGGCGGGUUUGCUGCUGCUACUCGUCCUUUCUCCGCGGGGUCACUGUGCUCCGCAGAUUCCGGAGUCAGAGGGGGCGGAGCGUAUGGCGGGGAGUCCAGUUCUUACGCCAGCUAAUCCGUUUGGGUCGAGCGAAGAAAACCGCAAACUACUGCAGAGUUACAUCAAAGACAACUUGAAUAAAGGACAAGCGAGUCCAGACCUAAACACAUGGGAGCAAGAGGUUUUCUUCGUGUUUUCGUUGCACGACUACGACAAAAGCGGGCAGAUGGACGGGCUGGAAGCCAUGCAGCUCCUCACGGAUUUCCUCUCCCAUCAGUCGACCGCGCCGAAGUCAGCAGAAUCCGUGGUCUCUUUGGUGGAUUAUUUGCUUCAGACUCAGGAUCUGAAUCAGGAUGGAAUGCUAGACCCCUCUGAGCUGCUCUCUCCUCCCAUGCAACAGGAGGAGAAGGAGCGAGGGCAGCAGGAGGCGGAGUCCACCCAGCAGGAUGGUGGAGCGGAGGCCUCAGACACCGACCCAGAGGAGCGCCUGGAGUCAGAGGGCAAGACGGAACCGGAGGGGAACCGGGAUCAGCCAGCAGAGGAGCAGGCGGAAGAAGAACAAGCUCAGGCGUCGCAGAAUGAAAUACCGGAAUCAGCUCAAGAACAUCAGAACCUAGAACAGGCUCAGGAACAUCAGAACCCAGAGCAGGGUGAAGACCAUCAGGUCGACGGAGAACAGGUUCAGGUUCCGGUUCACCAAGGGCAACCUGAAAUGUGAUGACGGCCAGAGCACUGAUUUCCGCCAAACAAGCUCAGUCGUCGAACAGGAAUCAACCUCUGAACUUAAAGAAAGAAAUAAAGCCAAACAAAAACAACCUUUUCUUAAUUGCACCACAGCCCCUGACUAGCGUACUGUGGAUUGGAGGAGUAUCUUGCGUGUUGUGUGGAGAGAAAACUGUCCCUGCAUUGAGCUGAAUGAUUGAAUUUCCUGAGAGUCCAUCGUAAUUGUAAUGAUGUCUUGGAGCAAAGCGUUUUUUGGGUUUUUUUAAGCAUGUCUGCACUUUUAGAGCAUGUUUGCAGUGCUGUUGGCCACAGAAACAGAUUUCGACAUCCGUCACUAUGCAGCGGCCAGAGGAGAAUGAGAGUUUGUGUCUAUUUUCUAUGGCAGAAUUCACGACCCACUAAAAAUGACCUAUUUUACCUUACCUUACUGGAAACCAUUUUAAACCCCAAUGAAACCUACAUUUUUAUGCAAAUUUAAGCUGCUGUAACAGUAUUUCACCUCAUGGUUACAUAAAAACACUGAAAAAUUAUUAAAAGAAACGUUCUGUAUAUUUUGAUUUGUAUAAAAUGCUGCAUUGUAUGUAUGUUUUAUGAUUUUUAUAAUUGUUGUAGAAAUUUUAUGUGGAUGCUUAAAUGACUGACAGCGAUCUACUUCAUUUCAUUGUUGCCUUCUGAAACCAGCAUAAUUUUCAUUGAGCAAAUGCAUUAUCCUUAGAGGUGGCCAAAUAUUGUAUAGUAAACACAAGCAAAGAAAGAAACAGAAAAAGUAAAGACAUUUCUGAAUUUAAAUCCCUCACCAAGCCAAUCAGUAAUUAAAAAAGAAAAAAACUAUACAUACAUACAUAUGUAUG
Chanos chanos (milkfish) is the source of this 1786-nucleotide messenger RNA. It is a transcript of the gene cgref1, whose product is annotated as cell growth regulator with EF-hand domain 1. Gene Ontology annotation, molecular function: calcium ion binding. NCBI's taxonomy places the organism in Eukaryota, Metazoa, Chordata, Actinopteri, Gonorynchiformes, Chanidae. Bases 169 to 930 code for a protein of 253 amino acids. The record is from RefSeq and is a predicted model, not a curated record. The transcript has 6 exons.